AUGGCUCAUUCUCUCCAUAUCGUAGAACAACGUCCGUGUUCGGAAUGGGGACGUACUAAUGAAUCUUGUGUACAACAUACUGGAUUUGACAUCGAGCAAGUACAAGAAUUAUAUUCUAUGUGCGAACAACCACUUAUAAAUUAUUGCUCCCCUAAGAAUUAUCGACAUACAAACAGUACCAAUAGGUCAUAUUUAUCUCCUAUGAAUUUACUUGCUGUUAUAUUAUGGUUCUUGAAGCAUUAUCAUUCUGAACGUUAUAUUGCUUCAGAAUUAAAUUUGGAUCGAUCAACAGUAAAUUAUUUACCAUCCGAGAUUGUGGAUAUUUUACAUUCCUAUAUAUAUUCACAAUUAAUUACAAUGCCUGCUAAUAUAUCCGACAGAAUUACAGCACAUGGACCUGAAGAAUAUCAUAAAUUAAUAGUUGAUUCGACUUUCAUCCCAAUACCUGAACCUGGCGAUUCAACUCAACGUAAAGCAUGCUAUCAUGCAAAAAGUCCGACAAAUUAUGCGUUAAAAGUAGGCAGUAUACAUGAUAUUACAAUUCUAAGGGAAUCAGGACUAUUAGAACAUGUGAACGACUCGGUGCAAAUUAUUGCUGACAAAGUUUACAUCGGCGAAGAAUACGUUGUCACUGCAAGAAAGAAACCUCGUGGACGUGAAUUGGAAGACGAAGAUAAAGAUUUCAAUCGAAAUAUAAAUAGUGCUAGAGCAGCGAUUGAAAACAUCAAUCAACGUCUCAAAGCAUACGCCAUCUUAGGUAGUGUUUACAGAGGAGCGGUUGAUGAUUAUCAUAAGAUAACUAAAAUUGCACAAGUUGUGUCAGCUUUAUGUAACAUGAAUCUGAAUAAACAUCCUAUUCGUAUAUAA
Rotaria socialis is the source of this 867-nucleotide messenger RNA. The record is from the annotation of a GenBank genome assembly. NCBI's taxonomy places the organism in Eukaryota, Metazoa, Rotifera, Eurotatoria, Philodinida, Philodinidae.